ACAGUUAGGCGAUCAAGUGGCUGGAGGAGGGAGUUGCCAGUGUUCGCCAGGCGCCGGUUUUGGCCGUUUUAAGUGUGUCAUCUGUGUUCGCCGAAAUUCACGAUGGAUGUUUUAUCGUCUCUCCUCUACUGCUGCGCCUCGUAAAAAAUAUAUAUAUGUAUAGUGUGUGUGGGGAGUGACUUAGUUUCCCUUUGUUCCAGUAAGGCUUGGUAGUGGCAACAGGUAGCUUAGCACACACCUGCAACAGGCUUUCUCUUUUAAACACCUGUUAGAAGUGUCUAUACAGCAGGUAGCGAACAAUGGCCGCUCCUACAGGAAAUCACGUGUAUUAUCAGAUGCUGUGUGCCGCAUCUGUGGGGCUCAUCGCCUUUACAGCAUCAGUGAGCAUGGCCUUCACCUCUCCUGCUCUGCCUUCCAUGCACAAGGACCCAGACUUCAGCAUCACUAAAGAAGAUGGAUCGUGGAUUGGCUCUGUGGUUCCUGCAUUUGCGGUCCUUGGCAGUCUAGCGGCAGGUCCUUUGCUGGACACCUUCGGCAGGAGAAGAAUGAUUAUCCUCUCGUCUCUUCCUCUCUCAUUGGCCUGGGGAAUCGUCGCCACCUCGAGCACCGUCAAGGGCGUCAUAUUUGGGAGGAUGCUUACCGGAGUGUGCGUGGGCUUCCAGGCCGUUGCCGGACCUGUGCUGAUGGCGGAGAUCAUUCAACUUGAACUGAGGGCCCGGGCAGCAUUUUAUCCUGCAGUUCUUCGUAAUGUCGGAAUUACUGUGGGUUACCUCACGGGGAAUUACUUAUCGUGGCGUCCAUUGGCGUGGGUAGGAUGCGUGCUAUCCUUGCCGGCAGCCCUGAUUUUAUUGCCAACACCCGAAACGCCUUACUUCCUUACACGUUCAGGCAAGAGAGAAUCUUCCUUAUGCUCGCUGAAACAACUCCGUCAAGAUUCCGCAGCUGCUGAAAAGGAGCAGGAAACCUUGGACGAGAGCUGCCGCAACGUCUCGACCAAGAGAGCUGGCUUGGGAGAUGUGCUUCGGCCUCCCAACAGAUGGCCUGUUGCCAUUGGUGCUGCUCUGAUGCUGGCCCAGCAGACCACAGGAGUCAGCACCGUUAUUUUCUAUGCGUCCUCCAUCUUCGAAGCGGCUGGGGAUUCCGCUUAUGCAAAGACUGCCUCUUCCAUCCUCAGUAUCUUCGAUUUCCUGGGCACCUUCAUUGGCUUCUACUGUGCAGUGAAGUACGCAAGGCGCUCCAUGAUCGCCAGGUCGUCGAUUGGUGUGACAGUAUGCCUCUCUGUCCUCAGUGCCUUCUUCUGGGCCAAGGAAUCAGGUGGUUCCUUGGCUGUGGUGAUCAAGGAGUACACUUUCAUUCCACUCUUGGCUCUGAUGGCUUUCAAGUGCAGCCUGUCCCUUGGAUGGGGACCUGUCCCUUGGGUUUACAUCAGAGAAGGGCUGCCCAGCUCAGUCAGGGGCGUGGGGGCAUCUCUCAUCGUCACCACGAGCUGGAUAUCAGCCUUCGCGGUGACGAAGACGUUCCAGUGGAGCGUGUCCUUACUGGGUAUUCACACCACGUUCCUGUGUUACGCGGUGCUCACUUUCUUCAAUGGAUAUGUCAUUCAGAGGUUCAUGCCAGAAACUCACCGUCAGUCAGCUGCACAAAUGGACAGAUUCUACCUGAAUGCUGCCAAGGAGAAAGAGCAGUAACGUUCUCAUAAUAUUUUGUAAAGUUAGGAUACUCUCACAAAGCAACUAUGAGGUUGAAUCACAUCUACCCACAGUAUUUCAUCUUCUAAUGAAUUAGCCAAGGGAGUUCAUUGUCCCAUUGUUGAUGGCGCAAAUUAACAACAGUAUCAAAACAACGGAUGAAGUCAGUUAGCCUUUAAAAAGGUUAAAGAAAGUGAAAAUGAAUUAAUAACAGUAUCAAAACAAUGGAUGAAAUCAGUUAGCCUUUAAAAAGGUUAAAGAACGUGAAAAGGAAAAGACGAAGCGGAAAGAGACGGAUACAGGGAGAUAAUCCUGUUACAGAAAUAGGUCAGUUGAGAAGCCAUUACAGAAACAUUGGUACUCGUGAGGUUAGUUGUAAAUGGACUUUUCUUUAUUUUAGAUACUUUUCUAAGCGGUUUCUUGACAUCGUCUAGUUUGUGGCUCCAGUAAGUUGCACAUGUAUAGAAUACAUGCCUGCAUGAGUACUCGAAUGUAUGUGUAUGUCUGUAUGAAUGCACGAAGACAUGCAUAUACGUACAUGGUUCUGGUACAUUAUGAUAAUGAUUUUUGUCUUAAAAUGUUACGAAUGAUAAUAAAACAUAAACUGAUGGUUCCAGAAUCACUGGACAAGGUCCUGGUGUUUUUAUGCUUUGUUAUUGUAUAAGAGUAACCUGUGUAUUUUACAGUAAAUUCUAGUAUUUUCUGGUAUCUAAUUUGUGUAUGAUACGCCACGUUGCAAAUACAAGAGUGCUUUUUUAUCACUUGAGUUCAUCUCAUGUAUAGAUAUAAAUGUUGAAAGAUACCUUUACCAGACAUUGUCAGAAUGCUCAAACACCUGCUGUAUAUUUGGUGUACAGAACCAAAAAUGCGCAUUUAAGUAACAAAUAUAAGGAUAAUCACACUGGUUAUCAGAAUAUUUUCAUGUAUUUGGGGAAUAAAUAUUAUAAGUUACAAAUAAAUAUUAAAUAAUUAAUAUAACAAA
Messenger RNA from Macrobrachium nipponense, 2670 nucleotides. RefSeq names its product facilitated trehalose transporter Tret1-2 homolog. Gene Ontology annotation, molecular function: transmembrane transporter activity. Gene Ontology annotation, biological process: transmembrane transport. Lineage: Eukaryota; Metazoa; Arthropoda; Malacostraca; Decapoda; Palaemonidae. Gene Ontology annotation, cellular component: membrane. The record is from RefSeq and is a predicted model, not a curated record. The transcript is spliced from 7 exons. Bases 300 to 1688 code for a protein of 462 amino acids.